Messenger RNA from Mangifera indica (mango), 884 nucleotides. Its product is annotated as protein FATTY ACID EXPORT 2, chloroplastic-like. The record is from RefSeq and is a predicted model, not a curated record. Gene Ontology annotation, cellular component: membrane. NCBI's taxonomy places the organism in Eukaryota, Viridiplantae, Streptophyta, Magnoliopsida, Sapindales, Anacardiaceae. The coding region runs from base 349 to 678 and encodes 109 amino acids. The transcript is spliced from 3 exons.
CUAUAGGCAGGAUUUGGCUGAACAAACUGUCUGUGACUUUGAGAAGAUUGGAGAAGGGCAAAACAAGUCAAACAAACAAAUGGUGUAGUUAUUGUUAGGUGUAUCACAGUCUUCUCUUCUAACAGCGUCAGCUAUCAAACGCUUGACAAUUCUUCUAAGAGAAUCGCGAUUGUUGCUGGAGUGGUCUCAUCGGACACCAAAUCCUCAACUGUAAUCACCAACGGUGUUGACACCGUAAAAGACGGGAGCGAGAGUGUGCCCGAUAUAGGCGGCGGCAGUGUUGGUGGAGGUGAGGGUAAGAACGAAGGAGGAGAAAGUGAAUCGAGUGACGAGAGUGGAAAGAAAAAGAUGGGAAUGUCUUUGUCUCAGACACUGACUAUGGGUUAUGCUGCACUUGUUGGAGUGGGUGGUCUUAUGGGCUAUUUGAAAAGAGGCAGCCAGAAGUCACUCAUUGCAGGAGGAGUAUCUGCCUCAGUGCUAUAUUAUGUUUAUACAGAGCUUCCCUCAAAACCAGUUCUGGCAUCAUCCAUAGGGCUUGGUGUGUCGGGCGUGCUUUCAGCAGUGAUGGGUUCUCGUUUCAAGAACUCAGGCAAGGUAUUUCCGGCAGGUGUUGUCUCUCUGGUGUCCCUUGUGAUGAUGGGGGGUUACCUCCAUGGCAUCUUGCGUAGUAUGCACUAAAAUGCUUAAAUGUAAGUCAGACAAUAAUAAUUUGGUAAUUUGGUGGCUUUUCUUAUUCUUUUUUGGGUCUGUAAAGCGUUUGAAUGUGAUGUAUAGGAUUCAGGCUUUUCUUGUACUUAAACAAAUUUCCCUUGCUUUGUGUUUGUAAUCACCUUGUAUGAUGUUCAUAGCAGCGUAAGGCAGUAAGUGUUUUCCUCUUGAGGUAA